This is a messenger RNA of Ectocarpus siliculosus, 450 nucleotides long. Lineage: Eukaryota; Phaeophyceae; Ectocarpales; Ectocarpaceae. The record is from the annotation of a GenBank genome assembly.
AUGUCCUGUACUCCGUUGUAUUUUCAGAAUGAAGUAUACAAGAACCCCGACCUCUGGAUCUGCCUGUUCGUGAACUAUGGCUGCGACGAGUGGGAACUUGAAAAGCAAUGCGUGCAUUCUGCGUGGAUGACCGAGGGGGGCGAACCGGACGCGGUGUUCUACCCCAGAGUCAAACUGGGCCAGGAACAAGAAACGACGACCGAGCAACUACAAAUCGAAGCUAUUCCUGAAAACACCGAUUUUGACAGCGAGGGGAACUACGUGGAGGAUGGGAGAGGCCAGUGCGUGGUUUUCAAGACGUCGGCUGCGACCGCCUUUGUUGGACAAGAACGGGACCCCCACGAGUUCCUGGACUACGUCCAUUUGGAUAUGUACUGGUACCCCGGCGGCGAAUUUGGAAACUCUACGACUUGCGUCGCUGAUGGAGUAGAGUGGGCGGACCACAGGUGA